Calliphora vicina (urban bluebottle blowfly) is the source of this 1112-nucleotide messenger RNA. It is a transcript of the gene dpr5, whose product is annotated as defective proboscis extension response 5. NCBI's taxonomy places the organism in Eukaryota, Metazoa, Arthropoda, Insecta, Diptera, Calliphoridae. The coding region runs from base 87 to 1112 and encodes 341 amino acids. The record is from RefSeq and is a predicted model, not a curated record. Gene Ontology annotation, biological process: synapse organization. The transcript has 6 exons. Gene Ontology annotation, cellular component: neuron projection membrane.
CUACUGCUAUAUGUUGUAUGUAGUUGUGCAUAAUAAAUUUUCUAUAAUUUGUUCCUUUUGUUUUUGUGUGAAAAUAUUCACAUGAAAUGUUGCUGGAAUAUAUGACGAUGCUGUUUAUUUUUGGAUUAACGACACAUAUUGAAAGGACCCGAUAUCUAGUACAAGCCUUAAAAAUGCCCACAAACGAUACCAUGCACGAUUUUAAUCACAACAUCAUAUUGGACAGUUACGACAAUACACAUCCGGAAUUCGAUAACUCCACGGAACGAGACGUCAUAGCAGCAGUGGGCACAACAGCACGUCUACACUGUCGUGUGAAAAACUUGGGCGAUCGAGCGGUAUCAUGGAUACGGAAACGUGAUCUGCACAUACUCACCAUUGGCAUAAUGACGUAUACCAAUGAUCAAAGGUUUCUAGCGCGGCACAUAGACAAUUCCGAUGAAUGGGUAUUAAAAAUAGUGUCGGUGCAGCCGCGUGAUGCGGGCGUAUACGAGUGUCAAGUGUCGGUGGAACCAAAAAUAAGUCAAGCCUAUAAAUUAAUGGUAGUUACUUCCAAAGCACAAAUUCUAGCCAACCGUGAACUGUUCGUGCAAAGUGGCAGUGACAUUAAUUUAACCUGCAUUGCACCACAGGCUCCUGGUCCCUAUACUCAUAUGUUGUGGUUUAAAGACAGUGAACUAAUCAACGACUCAACACGGGGCGGCAUACGCGUCGUGUCGGAACAACAAAUGAAAACCAGCAAUCUAGUGAUUUCACGUGUAACACACACCGAUUCGGGAAACUACACCUGUGCGGCAGACAAUUCAAAUAGCGACAGUGUUUUUGUACAUAUCAUCAAUAGUGAAAAACAUGCCGCCAUGCAACAUGAGUUAGCGUCACGACUGCAUAUACCACGUAGCCUUUUAGUGAUACUAACCUUCUUCUAUACGCAUUGUAGUGAUAUAAUGUGGAAAUUGUGUGUAAAUCCUUUAAAGGCUAAAGUUUACAGUUCGAAGGUAGCAAAACGUUCAAACUUCAAGGAAAAACUCAACUACAAAAAUGUACCUAAGAUCUCAAUAAACAACUUUGUCCAACAUAUGAACUUCCUAGGAAUGAUUCUUAACUCCGUUUAG